Messenger RNA from Periophthalmus magnuspinnatus, 1698 nucleotides. RefSeq names its product BCL2 interacting protein 3 like a (gene bnip3la). The record is from RefSeq and is a predicted model, not a curated record. The transcript has 6 exons. Gene Ontology annotation, cellular component: mitochondrial envelope; nucleus; mitochondrial outer membrane. Gene Ontology annotation, biological process: defense response to virus; positive regulation of apoptotic process; mitochondrial outer membrane permeabilization. Lineage: Eukaryota; Metazoa; Chordata; Actinopteri; Gobiiformes; Gobiidae. The coding region runs from base 68 to 751 and encodes 227 amino acids.
CGGCGCAUGCUCUCUUUGCAGCUUGUCUGCGUGUCAUGUUGAUGAAUGCAAAAACUGGGUAGUCAACAUGUCCACUGCUGCUCAGCAAAACAAUAACGAAGAGCCCGGCCUGCACGGCUCUUGGGUAGAGUUGGAGCUGAAUGGGAACACUGGAAUAGGGAGUCCUCAAAGUAACCUCCUGCCACCUGCUGCAGACCACAUAAAUGCAAAUGCUGGUUUGGGAGAGGCGCCAGAGAACAAUGAGUCUCUUAUAGGGGGGUUAGAACAUGUGCCAUCAUCCUCAUCGAUCCAUAAUGGAGAUAUGGAAAAGAUACUUCUUGAUGCACAACAUGAAUCAAGUCCAAGUAACUCCUCCUGUCAAAGUCCUCACCGGCCACCAAGUCCAGAACAAGAUGAAGGUCAAAUUAUGUUUGAUGUUGAGAUGUCAAGUCCAGCAGAUUGUCAGUCUGAAGAAGAUGUUCAAGAGAAGGAUGAAAAAGAAGACAUUCAAUCUAAAAAAGAAGCAGACUGGGUCGCUAAUUGGUCCAGCAGACCUGAAAACAUACCUCCAAAAGAAUUUCACUUUAGACACCCCAGACGUUCAGUAUCUCUCAGUAUGAGAAAAAGUGGUGUUAUGAAGAAAGGCGGUGUCUUCUCUGCUGAGUUCCUCAAAGUCGUCAUUCCCUCUUUGCUCCUCUCGCAUAUUCUUGCCCUUGGCAUUGGGGUGUACAUUGGGAAAAGAAUUGCCACUGCCCCCACCAGCACAUACUGAGCAGAUUCCUAAGCAGUGCCAGGAUGUCCUGCUUCAAGUUUGUCCAUCACUCUUCUAUAGUCAAGCUGUGUCUGUUUUACUGUGUCAACAUUGUGUCUCUGGUUGGCCUUCACAAGGUAUCACAUCAUGUUAUGUGCAUUUCCUAUCGUAGUUGCAGUCCUCUAAUUACAACCAAAAUUAAUCUUGCAGGUCAUCCUAGCCAGAAAAUAUUAAAUUAAGCACCUAACUCUAAAUGAAAAUAACCAAAAGCUGUACAAAAAACAAACUUAUUUCAAAAUAUUUUAGUUGCCUUAAGACAUUAGAUACAUAAGUUUUAUUUUGUAUUCUGUAUUUUUUAAGUAGAGAUUAGAGAACUUCAUUUGAGGGUUUAAAAUCUUGUAUAUUGUCUGGUGCCAAAUUUGAUACGAGAUUUCAUUGUAUUUCUUUUUCCUACAUAUCUUCUUGUAGGCCAACACCUACUCUUUACUGCACAUUGGUGAUCUUUUAUUAGUUGUUUAAAAUCUUUAUUAUGUAAUUUAACUACACUACCUAGAUGUGACAAUAAUAUGCUCUGAUCUACCCCUUGUAAUGACCACAUUUGCGACAGUGUUAUGACAUGUGCUAAUGUUUGAGGCUUACAAGGAGUUUUUGUUAUGCAAUAAUUCCAUACCAUGCAGUAAAAUAUAUUUUACAUAUAGCUAUAAGUUACUGCAAGGCGUCUAGAAUGCAUCAAGAGUGCAUGUGUUGAACUGGAUUCUGAAUGACGCUUUUUAAUGGAUGCAUAUGAAAAGACAGUGAUUUGAGUUCGCUGUAUUUGAGGCAUUCCUUGGAAAGCAAUGUGUAAAAUGUAAAACAUACAGUAGUCUAAAUAAGCUUGAGCUGUCUAAUGUGCGAACAGUGCAAUACAUUUGUAAAUAGAAAGCUUGUUGUUACUGUGUCUCAAUUAAUAAAUGCCUAAAUAACCUGUA